Messenger RNA from Dracunculus medinensis (Guinea worm), 237 nucleotides. The record is from the annotation of a GenBank genome assembly. Lineage: Eukaryota; Metazoa; Nematoda; Chromadorea; Rhabditida; Dracunculidae.
AUGUCCAAGGUAUAUUUUACGCUUCGUUUACGGAUUCGUCGAGCAGAUAAAAUUGCACAUGAUAGUAUCCAUCUUGGCUCAUAUACCACCUAUAUUAAUAAUGUUAUCACAGAGUGUCGUCUUCGCUGGUUAGAGCAUAUUCUCCGCCGUCCAUCACCAAAGUUGACGCAUAUUUCAUUGGUUGCUAAACCCUAUGAUGGUUGGUAUCAAAAGCAAGAAGGAUUAGUCAAGGCCUGA